CAGUGCAGCAGAGUGUAGCAUAGUAAGCGAGGGUUGGUGGCAGCGCUGAUCAAAACAACAUACACGUCAGUGUUGUCUGGCCGCCGCAGCCAACACCUUUAACUCUACGUUUAAAACACCCCUAGGAUCUUUAAUUACCAUGUUCUGUCAGUCACACUAAGACAAUGGGCUUUGUUAAAAUGACUCGUACCAAAAUGUGGAGCCGGUUUUCAGCGAACGUCGUAGGGAGGGACCCCAAAUGGAAGAAAUAAGUGCAAUGGCCAAGGAUCGUCGUCGAGAAAUCCCCAUCCAAAUUCAAAUGAGCGAUAGACUUAACAGGCUUUUAAAGCUUCAGUGUAGUGUGAUGUGCAAGUUCAUGUUCGUGUUGAUCAUCUUAUGUGCACAUUACAGUAUAGGCCAAUGUCAAGAUGUCUUUCAAAGCACAGCUGAAGUUUCACAGGAAAAGAGAAGCAGCAAUCCUGCAGUGCCAACACCACCUCUAUCCACGGACUAUGUGGAUAGAUUUAAAUCCCUGGCUCAGAGUAAUGUUGAAAGAGCAAAAAGCAUCCUUGGCAUAUCAGACAUUCCAGAAAGUGAUGCCACAUCAAAACCAGUUUAUAAAGCAGAAGAUACUAAAAAGUUACUCACUUCGUUAAAGAAAGAGUUUUUAACAAAGCAUGCAGUGCCAGCAGCUGUGUCUGCCACAGGAUAUCAUCACAUUAAAGAAAUGGCUAAGCAGCAAGGUAAAGAAUCAUCAGAUGUAUUAAAGGAAACCUCAACACAAACAAAGAAUACUAUUAAUCUUGCUGACUAUACUAGUCCAGCUGAAGAAAAGUCCCCACCAUUAAAAGUAGAGACAACAGUCAUUCCAGAAAAGUCAGAUUCUCCCUCUGAAACGAGACAACUUGCUUUAGAUAAAAGGAAGAUGAAAGGUAAAGAAAAGUUUAUACAUUUCAUUAGUGAAGAGGUUCAUGAUCAUCUACUCGCACAAGAAGAUAGCAUGAAAGAAAAAUACAAAUAUGAGAAGAUUAUAGAUGAAGAUAAGCAUUUGAUGGAGUCAAAGAACAAAGAAGCAAUGGUGCAUAAGCCAGUUGUCGAAGGAGAAAGGCCUACCACUUUUGUGCAGCCAGAAAAUAGUGAUUUGUCUGAAAAAGUUGAGAAUUAUGUAAAAUUGAAUGUUUUCCAUAAAAGAGGAGCUCUGGCUACCAUGGAAAAAUCAGUGGACUCAAUUAAUGAUGACAAUUCUGUGGGAGACCUUAAAAUAAACAAAGGAAGUGGUGCGCAGGAUAACAAUAUCUUGAAUCAGGAAAAUGGUGAAAGUGUUAAUAAAGUUUCAAAUGAAGAGAAAGGAAUCAGUGACACACAUGGCAAGAAUAUGAAAGAAAUUGCUGAUGGGUAAGUACACUUUUUAUUAUAAAAAAUGCUAUAA
Molecule: messenger RNA, 1408 nt
Organism: Cherax quadricarinatus
Lineage: Eukaryota; Metazoa; Arthropoda; Malacostraca; Decapoda; Parastacidae
Source: RefSeq, a predicted model, not a curated record